This is a messenger RNA of Hirsutella rhossiliensis, 942 nucleotides long. RefSeq lists its product as uncharacterized. The coding region runs from base 1 to 942 and encodes 313 amino acids. The transcript has 4 exons. The record is from RefSeq and is a predicted model, not a curated record. Lineage: Eukaryota; Fungi; Ascomycota; Sordariomycetes; Hypocreales; Ophiocordycipitaceae.
AUGUCGCUCUUUGGCGAAGCCUACGGUUACCAUCCUCUUGCUCAUAAUGUCACGGGAGACCAGGGCCUAGACGCCCCUGAUAGCUGCGCCGAUAUGACCGAGUUUCUUGCCAACAAGCCCGGGUCCGCUUUUCCAGUCUCCAAGACCGCGCUCGACCUCCUGAGCAACCCGCUGCCUGCAGAUCUGCCAACUUGCGACAAAGACGUCUUGAUCGUCAUGGCGGCCUACCGUGGCGACCUGGAUCGAUAUUGCCGUUGCAUCUGGUCCACGGCGAGUUUGAAGCCAUUGUACGCGGCGUCUACCACAACACUCACGACGGCCAUCGUCGCCCGCUUCAUUAUGAAUGAUGACAUCUCUUGGGCGUUAACGGUCGGCAAAGGCGGGUUUGGUCAUUGGGAACCGGACUACCCGGGCCUGAUUUUCUUCCCCGACAUCGCCAACUCGGAUUUAUAUGAGGCUCUGGCGCGGGCAGUCCCCGCCAUGAGACCGGCCGUGGCGCGCGCGGCCAUAUAUGCCAACUACAAAGCCCUCUUUGACUUGGUGGUGACGGGACACAACGACGACUUUGAAACAGUCACGCCGAAUCCUGCGCUCUAUGCCGAGGCGUUGCAAAGCCCAGUACCACACUACCGCAACAUUCUAGAGCGCAUCGCCCGGGAAAGGGGUGUAUUGGACACCAUCAAGGAACCCUCACGAGAUGUUUUUUCGUGGGAGCAAGCGUCUUUGCGGAGAUGGGACGUCCACGUCAAGCAUAAUGUUCUCUACGCGGAAGUUUACCGCUGGCGAGACAUUGUGGUCGACUCCCAACCCUGCGACAUGGCCAUUUAUGACGGCGUGCGUUGCAAUGCCAUGGGGCUUGAGCGAUACCUCUCUCCCAGAGGAAUGGCGACCUACGAGCUGUUGAAGCGGGAAAGCAAGACUAUCAAGGGCCAAAUACAGUGA